This is a messenger RNA of Agrilus planipennis (emerald ash borer), 2232 nucleotides long. Its product is annotated as MAGUK p55 subfamily member 2-like. The transcript has 3 exons. Lineage: Eukaryota; Metazoa; Arthropoda; Insecta; Coleoptera; Buprestidae. Gene Ontology annotation, cellular component: cell-cell junction; plasma membrane. Bases 701 to 1240 code for a protein of 179 amino acids. Gene Ontology annotation, molecular function: protein binding. The record is from RefSeq and is a predicted model, not a curated record.
GUAGAACAAAAUCAAGGAAAAUUUUCUUAAUCAAAGUUAGAUUAGUUAUUUGACAAGGAAAAAGAAGAUGAAAAUCAAUCUCGGAUGUCCUAAAAAUAGCCAUAAUGCUCCAGGUUCAGAUUACAAUAUUCAAGACUAAAUCGAUAAAAUAUAACAAUAACGAAAAUAAAAUAUACUAUUUCAUAAUUCGAUCGAAUGGCAUGGCACUGGACCAAGUUGUUUCGUAAAAAAGUGUUACUUGAUGCCGCAUCUUGUGAUGCCGUGUGACCAUGGCAACGAGAAAGCUCGAAAAGCUCUAAAAAUCGGUAAUCUCUAAGUAAAGAUGGGUCGGCGUUAGAAAGAAGUGAGACGUAUCUUUUUAACGUAUCAAACCAAGGUACACAUAUAAUACAAUCAUAUUAUUAACGUGGUAGAAGGGGCACUGCAAGUUGUAGUAGCAGUCGUUAUUUAAAUGAAAAAUAAAACUAGCUAUCAACAUUACUAACGUGUGUUAGACUGGCUGAAGGAAUAACGGUUUAACUUGUCCACAGUUGUUAAGUAAUGCGAUUCUAGUGUUGGAAAUAUUAAUUAUUAGUACCACGUACCACCACCACCGGUGUAUGUUGGCGGACUUUGAUUAAAAAAAAAAAGAAUAGUUACUGAAAAGGACUAUACAAAAAUCGUGUCGAACCGAGUGAAAGGUAACGGGGUCUCGUAAAGAAUGGUGAGUUUCACGAAGAACCAAGAGCAUGAUCGGCGCCAACUGUUGGCCAGCAUGAAUGAGAUGACCUGUUAUAACAACUACCAUCAGAUAGAAAACGCGGCUUUUCAGCAUGUUCGUGACAAUAUAGAGAAGUUUGACACAAAAGAGGGCGUCAAGGAAACAGAUCUAAUUUUCUUGAAGGAAAUAAUGGACAACUGCGUCUUGAAAAAUUUAGUAAAGGUACAGGACAAACUUGAGGAAUUGUCCGAUCCUGUGUCUUUAGGAAACGAAAAUCUUACAGAAGAAAUUGUUUCUCGUUGUAACAAAUCCCUAGUAAAAGAAGCAAAAGAACUUGCAGACCUUCUAUCAAAGCCGCACGUGAAGGCCGUCAUAAGAACACACGAUACUAUUGGUGAAAAAAGACUAAAAUUUAACGAAAAAAUAAACAGCAGUUCGAAUAUAUGCAACAUUAUGACCGGCGAAGCUUUACGAGUAGUCGGGGUGAGGAAGAAACCUGGAGAACCCCUAGGUUUAACUGUAAGUGUAGAUGCGAGGUGACAAAGUCUUCAUUUACAAAUUUGUCGCUAAUUUGUUACCAUAUCCAAAAAUUUGUCACUCCAGUCAGCUGCUGGAAAAUAGACAAAAUGUUUUCCUGAUUGUCGCCAGUCUAAACCUUUAGCUAUUUAGGGAACUAUACAUGGCAUAAAGAAAUACUGUAUGGACCGUUGUUUGUCGCUGAAAGAUGGUCGUUUUAUCUAUUCUGUCGUUAGUCUUGUUCUCCAGCUGUUCAGCGAAAAAGGACUGGAGAACUCUCAAGUUGAAACUAAAAAUAGUGUAAUGGCAUAGAGAAAUACGGUAAGGGCUUUAAUUUGUCGCUGAAAGAUGGUACCUUUUACCCAUUUUGUCGCUAGUCUUAUCUUCCAGCUGUCCAGUAAAAAACGACUCGAGAGCCGCCAAACUGGCAUCAGACAUGGAGUAGGUAUCUCGGAAUAGAAAUGACGUAGAGAAAUACUGUAAGAGCUAUAAGUCGUUUUUCACUGGACGGCUGGAGGAUAAGACCAGCGACAAAAUGGGUAAAAGUACUGUCUCUCAGCGACAAAUUAAAGCCCUUCCUGUAUUUCUCUGCACCAUUUCCACUUCAAAAUAACUCAUGUAUAGUGCCAAAUUGACAGCUCUUCGAUCGAUUUUCACUGAACAGCUACAGAACAAGACUAACGACAAAACGGGUAAAAGAACUAUCUUUUAGCGACAAAUCACAGCCCUUACAGUAUUUCUCCACGCCAUUUCCAUUUCGAGAUACACUAAGUAUAGUUCCAGCUUGACAGUUCUUCAGUAGUUUUUUGCUAAACAGCUGGAUCAUGAGACCAGCGACAAAACGAGUAAAAGUACCAUCUUUCAGCGACAAAUUAUAGCCCUUAGAGUAUUUAUCUAGGUCAUUUCUAAUUCGAGAUAUGCUAUAUGUAGUGCUAGCUUUAUAGCUUUCCUCAGUCGUUUUUCGCUGGACAACUGGAGAAGCGACAAAAUGGGUAAAAAUACCAUCUUUCAGCGAC